This is a messenger RNA of Plodia interpunctella (Indianmeal moth), 3022 nucleotides long. RefSeq names its product leucine-rich repeat protein SHOC-2-like (gene ltl). Lineage: Eukaryota; Metazoa; Arthropoda; Insecta; Lepidoptera; Pyralidae. Gene Ontology annotation, molecular function: protein binding. Gene Ontology annotation, cellular component: extracellular matrix. The transcript has 8 exons. The record is from RefSeq and is a predicted model, not a curated record. The coding region runs from base 117 to 2108 and encodes 663 amino acids.
AAUUCGGGCGCUCUCGCUAGUUGAGGGUGGUGCGCGCGCGCCAGCCGACGGGGCUCGAGGCCGGCUGGAGUGUCUCCGCGCGCCAGUAGCGCGAUCAGCCCCGCACGGCUCACACGAUGGUCGCGCACAUGCACGCGCUCGCCGCCGCGCUCCUAUGUGCAUUGGCCGGUCAGCUGGGAGCUGGAGCCAGUCUCCAUUGUGCGAUGCGCAGAGAAAUCUCCCCGUGCACCUGCAGGAGAGAGGAAACCGGCACUGGCGCCAUUUUAGUGGUUUGCCAAAGAAUCACUGCCUAUGAAGAAAUUGCCCGAGCUCUCACUAAUAAGUUUAGUCCUGAGACGAAAAUCGGUCUGGAUAUCUCUUACUCGAAACUCCCGGACUUCGAAGAUCACAGCUUUCGCGAGCUCGGUCUUUCGAUCACAAGACUCAAACUUAAUUUCGACAACCUAAGCGAUCUGAAAGAAAGUGUAUUCACGAAGCUGGACCUUGUGGACUACUUCAGCCUCGCUGACAACUCCUUGCUGGAGAUGCCUCGACACGUGCUUCGACAUCUGCCUCACGUCAAGACCCUCGACAUGUGUAGGAACAAAAUCACAAAACUCACAGUGGAGGAUUUCAAGGACAUACAGGAAGUGGAGCAUUUACUAGUAGCUGAUAACCAAAUAGCAAAAAUUGAAAGAGACGCCGUUCCCAAAGCUCUGCGGCAUGUUCAUUUUGGUAUUAACAAAUUGAGUACUCUAAAUGGGGCCCUGCGAGAUUUGGAUGAUUUAGAAUGGAUUUUCAUUAACGCUAACAACUUAAAAACAAUUGAUAACGAACUGCCAAUUAAAGCCAAAAAGAUUACACUCAUUCAUGCAGCCCACAACGAGUUACAAAACUUGCCCCAAGAUAUCAAACAAAUGCCAUCGUUAGAAUCGCUCUAUUUCUAUGAUAAUAAUAUUAAAUCAUUAGAAAGAGCUCUGCAAAAAUCAAGAAGACUGAUGAGAGUCAGCCUUUCAUUUAAUAAAAUCGAAAGUCUAGCUGAGGAUGAAUUUGCUGAUGCAGAGAAAUUAUUAGAUUUGGAUAUAGCCUAUAACCACCUUAAAAAUCUGAAUGGUUCACUAAGAAGUCUAAAAUCUCUAAGAUAUUUAAAUCUUACACAUAAUUCCUUAACUGAAUUUUCGUUGCAAGAAAUUAAAGGCUUGAAAAGGUUAUCGGUAAUUGAUCUCUCACAUAAUAAAAUAAGUCACAUCACAGGGAAAAUGGAGAAUCUUGUACAUGUCGAGACCCGUGUUUUAGAAUUACGUCUAGAUCAUAAUCACCUGAUAAAUCUAGGUGGGGCUCUGAUGGGAUUACACGGUCUAUUAAGAUUAAAUUUGAGUAAUAAUCAAAUUCAACAAAUAUCACCCGAUGAUUUAAUAGGUCUAGAGGAUCUAAAACUCUUGGAUGUUUCAUACAAUCAUAUCACAUCUUUGGAAGAAACUUCAAAGACAUUUUUGCCAGCGCUAGAGGAACUGAUCGCACACCAUAACAACAUCACCAUCCUGGACAAAGAUUUCCAUGGAUUACCAGCGCUCUGUUUAGCUGAUUUAUCAUAUAACUACAUUCAAUCCAUGAACUAUGAUCUAGUGACAAAAUCCCGGUGUACCAUCAACGGCGUUCCUAGUAUUUUAAAGAUAUACCUUCAAGAUAACCCAGUACUGUGCAGCGAAGGCUUGUUUGACUUGGUGAAGGAACUAGAGAAUUUGAACGCUCGCGUAAGUGGGCAGUCGACUUGCGUGGCCACGCAGACGAACCCGCCAGUGCUGAACAUGCGGGCGCUGAACGACAUAGUGCCACAGCAGGAGCAGCCGCUCAUCGUGGUGGCGCAGGUGGGCGCCGGCCUGCAACCGCUGCCCGACGCCGCCGAGCUCGUGCCGCCGGACUCGCCGCUCGUGUACCGGCGCGUCGGCGCUAUCAUGGGACACUUACUGCCAGAGGACGGACUCCCCAUCCUCGUAGAUCCUCCCGUGACGCUACCCCCGGAGAACACCAACGUAGUCGUAAAAUGGCCUGACGAAAAAAUCAAAGAGCAAUCUCAUCCCCUCGCAGACCACCUGCGUUUGAGAGAUUUAAACGCAUCACCACAGUGAAAAAAUUUUCCCGUCGGACACGACGACAUCAUAGACUGAGUGCUUACCUUAGAAAAUAAACUGCCCAUUUAGACUAUAGGGCGGAGUGUCUUCGCAUUGGUUGGGUGCAUCAAUUUAUUUUUGCAUAUUCAACUUCUUAGUAGGUAUAUUUAUGCUCUGUAAAUAGGUAAGAGUCUCACCAACAAUGCCUGGAAUGCACCCUAGAAAUUUAGAAAUUUGUGCGAUGAAUACCUACCUAAAUAGAUAUUGCAAAUAAUUUUGCAAUGAACAAGUAUUGACUAAUGAAGUGAUUGUACGUGGCUUUUUCAAAAACGAUAGAGUGGUAGAGUUUGAAAUUAAGUUCGUUCGCUUAAAUAGUGUACACUCGAAUAAAAUUUCAAUUGUAACGCCUCAAAAAUCAUAAAUUCCAAUAUAAUGCUACCAAUAAAUAAUUAUUUUUGGAAGAAUACAUCUGACGUUUAGGCGACGCAUUGAGGGGCGCUUUAUGUAAGAUAGAGCUUACAAAAUUUGAGCGAAAGAACUUUAGAAAUAUACGUUAGUAAGCAAAUACUUUAAUUAACAAAAUGUGUGUAAAAACGAUAUUUUAAUUUAGGAGAUAGAUAUUAUAUUUUAUUAUGGUUUAAAUAAGAAAGGUUCAUCUCUGCAACUACAUGAAACAAUAUAUCGUUUAUUGAAAUGCAGAAAAUAUUAUUUUUAUAAGCUUUAAGACGAAUAAAAUGAUGCCAAAUCAAUUAUUUAUAUAUUAUAUUACUGGAGACGCCUAUAUUUUCUGGACUUUUAUUAUUAGUUUGCAUUGUAUAGUCAAUUUAUACCCGACGACCUAUACCUGUAGAGAUCGUUGUUUGUAGCUAUAGUUGACACUGUAAGUACACGUAACAAUGUAGUUGUUGUUUCUAAUAAAUAUUAUUUUAUGA